This is a messenger RNA of Emiliania huxleyi CCMP1516, 1272 nucleotides long. RefSeq lists its product as hypothetical. The transcript is spliced from 9 exons. The record is from RefSeq and is a predicted model, not a curated record. Bases 1 to 1272 code for a protein of 423 amino acids. NCBI's taxonomy places the organism in Eukaryota, Haptophyta, Isochrysidales, Noelaerhabdaceae.
AUGGCUACUGCCGGCGACGGGACCGCCGUUCCAGCGGGGCGCGCGGCGCUCGUGGCGGCGCUCAACGCCGCGGCGCGGCAAAGCCUGGGCCCCGCGAACGCGCAGCCAGUGUCGGGCCUGCACCAGUGCGGCCUCACGGCGUCCUGUCACGUGGACGGCUUGCUCCUCGGACGCGCGGUCCACCACACCGCCCACCUCGCGUGCGGCGUCGCGGCGGAGGAUGCGUUGCUCCUCCUCUGCCCUCUGAAAUGGGAGGCGGUGCUCGGCAACCCGGAGCUGUGGCCGCACGUCGCGAUGCGCGGCGGCAGGCUCGUUCCUCUACCGCGCGCCUCGCCGCCUCUGCAGUCGCUCUCGGUGUGGGACGAUUCAAUCGUGGACGCCAACGAGUUUGUCUGGACAACCCGCACGCCAGCGCAGGUGCUCGCUGACCUCGCGGCGCUCCGGUUCGGAACCACCCAGCCGUCGGCGCACCACGAGGUUGUGGAGCGGCUCCUCCCUGCGAUCGACGAGCACGCCCCCUCGCGGGUGCACCGCCUCACCACGCGGCUCGGGAGCCUAGAAGCGGAAGACGUACUGAUGCUCGGGAAGUACGUCGGCGUUGGAGAGGGCGUGUGCCGCCGGCGGGCGGCGCAGCUGUCCAAGCUCGAGGUGGUGCGCGAGGCUCUGCGCGAGCACUACCCGCAGCUGCAGCUGUGGAGCGACGUGGUCGCCUUCUUCAGCGACGAUGCCAAGCGCGCGCCUCGGCGCUCUGGCCUGGCGCAGCAGCUGCUCGAGGCCGACAAGAGGAGCAUCCGCACCGACAAGCGGGCGGAGAGGGAGCGAGGCCGCAGCCAGGGCGCCGAGGGGGGCGGCGCCGACGGCUGGCAGAACCAGUUUCGCGUCGAGUCCGCGCGGCGGAAGCGGGUGGCGAGGGACGGCGAGGCGCGGCGGCGGCUGCGCGCGGCCAUGGCGCGGCUCGAGGCGCUGGCCUCGGCCUCGGCUAUCUCCGAGGCGAUGCGGAGAGACGAGCCGUCGCACCUGAGCGCCGCUCUCGGCGAGGCGGCGGCGGAGAGCGGGGGCGUGCGGCAGUCCGAGCUGGAGGAGCCGCAGCAGCAGCAGGCGGCGGUGGAGGCGGUGGACGCGAGCAGCGCCGCGCCCGCCGCGAAGCGAGCGAGGAGGGCGUGGGCGCCGUGGAAGGCGGGGACGAAGGGCCACGCCGCACUAGCGGAGGGAGGCGGGCGCGUUUGGCGGAAGCGAAAAUGGGGUAAGUAUACAACAAAACGUAGCGGAUAA